Molecule: messenger RNA, 3132 nt
Organism: Solanum dulcamara
Lineage: Eukaryota; Viridiplantae; Streptophyta; Magnoliopsida; Solanales; Solanaceae
Product: U11/U12 small nuclear ribonucleoprotein 65 kDa protein
Exons: 12
Coding region: 842-2212 (456 amino acids)
Biological process (GO): mRNA splicing, via spliceosome
Cellular component (GO): U12-type spliceosomal complex
Molecular function (GO): U12 snRNA binding; pre-mRNA intronic binding
Source: RefSeq, a predicted model, not a curated record
AUUCAGUGUUUUAAUGGUAAAUACAUUUGCAUUAUGAUAAUCUUCAUAUGCCCUACUCGAAAGCAGAUUUCAUUUACGUAUUCCUUAAAGAUUGGGAAUCUUGGGUCUUAUCUAACUGCUGGACUGUUAUUGUUCUUGCAAAGUGUUCAUAAUGCACCCGAGGUGUUUGAGAAAAUUCCCUUGUGAUUUUCUUCAUCACGUUUUACGACUCAUUUUAUGAGUUGCGAUUUCAUUGCAGUGAUUAAUUGCCACAGAUUUCUUGUUUUUAUGAAUUGUUCCAUAUAUGGUGUCAUCAGGGUAUUGUUACUUGGUACUAGUUGCAUAUUAGCAUUCCUGUUUUAAUGGUAACUACAUUUGCAUUAUGAUAAUCUUGGUUUUUCCUCUUUUACUGAAGUGGGGGAAAAUAAGAAAGAUGAAAGUGAAGUGUGCUUGGGCGAGAGUAGUACUAGGAUUGGUGGUCCGUGGGAAGUCCUCGUAUUGCAUCAUUGGGUAUGUUGUUCUUGAAAGUGACAUUUGAAAAUUGAACUUUGAUUUGGGGGGCACUUUGAUGGAUGCAUUUGAGCCCCUCAUACAUUAGGUCAAAAAUCUUCAGACUAAAUGAGUGGAUUUAACAUGAGCUUUGAUUUCAUCACUUCAACCCACAUUUAUUUUGUCGAUGAUCAUCACUUCAAUGAGAACCUUCCGAGGGCAACCUUCUUCACUGUCUUUUGUAGGUCAAAUCCUCAAUCCAAUAAUUCCUUUUUUUGUGGUGCAGCUUUUGAAAGUUUUGUGAUCCGUCAAGCAAAAUUUUACAGUCAUUUUUCGAUGAUCGUUUGAACUUUCGUGAAUACAAGGAACUAUAAUGGAUGCUUACAUGGCUGGAAAUCCUGUUCCUCAGCCUGCUUAUCAUUGGCCUGUGGAGGAAGUUAAAGAGUCUACUCUCUUGAUUCGGCAUCUUCCAGAAGCAAUUCCUCAUGAAACCCUUUCUAGAUUGCUCUCCAAUUAUGGGGCAACUUCUAUCCGUCCUUGUACUAGUGGGAGAAUGAGGAAUUGCGCUUUUGUGGAUUUCAAGGAUGAAGGUCUGGCACACCAAGCGCAGCAACAUUUGAAUGGGGUACGGUUUCUUGGUAAAACCCUAGCAGUGGAACGAGCUAGUAGAAGCACAGAUAGAGAUAAAAAUAGACAAAGUGACCAUCGGAUUGGAGAUGGCUCCGUGUCUUUGAUCAAAGAUGCUGCUGCUAAAGAAUUUGGUGGAGGAUAUAGGGAAGGUCCUUAUCCUGGCAGCAAACCCAUUGCUGAAAAACUUGGGGUAGAUUAUCCAUUUCCUCCUCACCUCGAAUAUGUUUACCCUCCACCUGAUGGACAUAUACUUACAAAUAUUGUAAAUGCUCUUAUUGCUGUUCCUCGGUUCUACACACAGGUCUUGCACUUGAUGAACAAGAUGAACAUUCCAGCACCAUUUCGUAUGGCUUUGCCAACUCCACCUCUACCAACCUCUUUGUCUGUUCCUCCGCCACCCCCUCCUCCACCUCCUCCAACAGUCUCUAAGAGUAGAAUGGAAGAUCUAUCAAGUAGUGAAUCAGAAAUGGAGUCUUCAGAUGAGGAAGCUACAAAUGUUGGUGGGCCUAAAAAAAAGCGUAUCAGACAUGAAGCUAUCUUGGGCCCUGCAGUUGACAAGGAUGUUGCCCACGAGGCUGUUGGAUUAAAAGCUGCUGCCUUGGUUCCUAAAGAGAUGCCAGUAGUUAAGAAGAAGAACCCAAUAAUUCAGAUUAAAGUAGCACCUAAACAGGUGCAGAAUGAAGAGAAGGGUGAUGCGAGUGCAGUGUCAUUGGCAGUGGCAGAAAAAGAGAACGAUCAUAAGCCGUUUACGACCCUUGAAGAAUUAAAAAGUGGAAGAUUGCCCCCGGAAGAGAUUCUGUCGCUUCCUAUGUUUAAGAAUUAUUGUGCUGGGUAUCCUUCUCAGAUCUUGUACUUGAAGAACUUAGCAAAAGAAGUGACCGUUGAUGAUAUUUACUUCAUAUUUGGAUCCUUAUUUGGAAGCAUUGAUGAAGCUAAAUCCAGUCUUGCAGUGAAGUUAAUGCAGGAAGGGAGAAUGCGUGGACAAGCUUUUGUUACAUUUCCCUCAGUUGAACUUGCUGAAAAUGCCUUGAAUCUGGUGAAUUGGUAUGUGUUCAAAGGCAAGCCUAUCGUCAUUCAAUUUGGUCGUGAUCCUGCUAAAGGAAAAACAAGCUAGAGAGGAUUUUUGCAACAAGGGUAGUUUAAGCCCUCAGCUCAACAUUCUAAGUCAGGUAUAUAAUGAGCUUAUGUUUUGGGCACGGACGUUGGUAAAGAUCAUUUGAGUUACAAGAUUGCCAGGUAACAUUAGAGGAGUCAAACCUACAAAGAUGCCGCUGGGGGGAGGAAGGGAAGUGUCUUUCUGGACUAGAGAAGGUCAAACUCUGGACAGACUGUCAGGUUUUAUGUAUGCAAUGAUUUCACCAGAUGUCUGGAGCCAAAAAUACACAGAAAUUAUUAUGAUUUCUUCAUUGAAGAUCAAUUGGUCAGCUAGAGCACGGUGAUUGUUAGUUCAUUGUUUAUAGUGCAUUUCUGGACUGUGUUGUUUUAUUGGCAAUUCAUUGAAUUAGAUGAGAGGACUCUUUGCUGUUUCAUAAGAAGUGACUGCCGAGAGUUGUUGUAGCCUAGAAGAUGUCUGCUUAAUCGUCAUAAUAUACAUCUAAUCUAAUUUUCAAGGACCAGGAAAAUUUUAUGCAUCAGGGAGCCAUCUAACUCAGCUAGUGUACAAAGUACUUGUUCACUACGUUUAGUAUGACAGCAAUGGCCAAAAGAAGAGAAGAUGGUGACCCUGUAAGAGAAAUUUCUAUCGUUUUUAUGAUCACUUUUUUAUGUUUAUUAUCUGUUUCACUUAUAAGUUCUGAAAUAAGCCAAUUUUGAUGGAAAGUAGAAACUGUUGCAAACAAUUAAAUACUAGUGUAUUUCUUAAUCAGCUCUGUAGUCUUAAAAGGGUUAAUAUAUAUUCUUGCAAGCUGCAUGCUGUUUUGACCAAAAGGUGCUGUUUAAAGUCGUCUCAUUAUUCCAUUUAUGUAAUGUGAUCGAUUCAAAGUACUCUGUGACAGUUGAUUCUCUUGACAAAUUUAAGCCAACAUAUUAUUCUUA